CAUCUUGCUCGAUUGCUCUCCCCUGUCUAGAUGGACAACAUAGCCACGAUGUUUUGAGUAAUCUCUCUCAGGGUCGUUUGUUUCGGAAAGCUAAACGUAACACUGCUAAACAUCGAAACCCUCAAGAGUAAUGGGUUUAACACAGAGCAGUGGUGCACCUGAGGGGGGAACAGAAGGAUAUCAUGUUCAUGGGAUUCAAGAUGACUCACCGGCAGAGAAAGCUGGGUUGGAACCGUUUUUUGAUUUCAUCAUAUCCAUUGGUCAUAAUCGUCUUAACCAGGAGAAUGAAAUGCUGAAGGACCUCCUCAAGGCUAAUGUGGAGAAACCGGUGAAGAUGGAAGUGUAUAGCACAAAGACCAUGAGGAUGCGAGAAUUGGAAGUGGUUCCCAGCAACAUGUGGGGUGGUCAAGGACUUCUGGGAGCCAGUGUCCGCUUCUGCAGCUUUCAAGGAGCCAGUGAAAACGUUUGGCAUGUUCUCGAUGUGGAGCCAAAUUCACCAGCAGCAUUGGCCGGACUCCAGGAGCACUCAGAUUUCAUUGUUGGAGCUGACCAGGUUCUCCAAGAUUCAGAGGAUUUCUUCUCCCUUAUUGAAGCCCAUGAGGGGAAACCUCUGAAGCUGCUGGUCUACAAUACAGAGACCGAUAACUGCAGGGAGGUGGUUGUCACACCAAAUGGUGCCUGGGGGGGAGAAGGCAGUCUUGGCUGUGGCAUUGGAUAUGGCUACCUGCACCGAAUCCCAGCACGACCUGACAGCCCAAAAUCUGAAAAAGUCAGUCCAAAAGCUUCUCCUGUGGCAGGAACGCCAGAGCAAGAGCUUCCUACAAAUGGAUUCACAGAGGUGUCCUUAAUGGCGUCCAGUCAGUCAAUGAGUGGCUUCGAUCUUGACACCCCACUGCCACCCCCCAUUCAGAGAGUAAUGGAUCCUGGUUUCUUGGAUCAGUCAGAAGUGGCCAUGAUGAAUUCGGAAGUGUCAGACAUAGCAGACCGACUGGACCUAUCCACUUCUUCCAUUGACAUGACAAACACAUCCCUAGCUGUCCGAGAGGACAUUGACGUAUCAGGUGUCGAGGAGCUUCAAGAUAUGGAGGUUCCUAGUCGUAACCCUGAGGAGCAAAAUUCAGAGGAAUAUCCUGCUGUGGAUUUCCGUGGAUUUCAAUCGCCUUCAGAUUUUCCUCCUCCUCUUUCUCUCCCACAUGCUCUUCUCCCAAAUCUGCCUCUCGAUCAUAGCUUGCCGACAGACAUGGAGACCUUCUCCUCAGAAAGUGAUGGUGUCAAUCAGGGUGUUUCUGAUGAGCCACAGUCUCAAAAGAGCAGCUUGUCUGAGGACAGAGCAGAGGCCGUAUCCUCUGACCCAAUGUCUUUUGAUUCCCAUAAUGCACAUGUCAAAGAUGAAGCUGCUUCUCAGUAGUGACACUACCAAGUACUACCUUGUGUCUUGUUUACGCAGUUGCACAAAAAUCAUCGAGCGUGUGUUUCUUAAUGGAUUUGUUACUGUUAGGACCUGGUGUGUUUUUUAAACGGUUGUGUGCAAUUUACGUUUUAUUUUGCAUUUUGGUUAGCAUCUAGUAGUGAUGAUGAUUGUAGGCUGUUGGAAUGUGUGUAGGCCGUUGUUUUAAAUUGUGUAGAUAUUAAUUUAGAAGAUAAUGUUUUAUGUUACUACAUUUAAACCUUUUUAUUUAGCUUGAUUUAUUAAUACUGCUUAUAUUCUUCUACCAGUUUAACCCCCUCUAAAAAACAUCAAACCUUUAUUUAAUGACAGUUUGUUCUAUAUUUGUAGUAUUUAUUUAGCGAUGGCACAAACACUCAUGGGUUACUGUGUUAAAUUAAACCGUGUGGAUUAUAGAGCUAAUGUUAGAAUAUAAACAAGGAUCAUUAGAACACUGACAAAAUCAGUCUGUCUAGAAAAAGCAUUUCAUGUUUUUGUCUAACUUUUAUUACAUAUAAUAUUUUAAAACCUGUUAGGGUUUUAGUGAUUUAGUGAUUUUGUGUGUUUUGGGAAUGUUUAAGCAAAGUACACAUUGUUAAUGCUGGACAAGAGUUUUUGUAUUUGUUUAGUUUUGCGAACUAAAAUCUUCCUGGCUAAUUCGAUUUUUAAAAUGAUUUUGAUGUGAUUAUAGAAAUAUUUAAUUGAAAUGUUUGCAACUUAGUCUUCAUUCAUAGUGAUUUAUGUGUACUUAAGGAUUAAAAAAAGAAUGCUAUAUUUAUUAUUAAAUUAACACUAGAGGAAUGUUGCCACAGUAAAAUGUGCUUUCCAUGUCAUUUAUUGAUCUAUGCAAAUACAGAUAUUGUAUAAAUGCCAGUGGAUUUUCUGUGGUAUUAAUAUUGAGUAUAAUCAUCACUGCCACAUUUUAAGAACAGUGUCAUACACAGGACUUUAUUUUUUCUGUUUUGAUGAUGGGAGGAGCUAAAUAAUACAAUACCUCUUUGAUCUUAGGUCUUUGUCAUUAUUAUUUUUUAAGUGAAUUUCAGUUAUGAACCAAGACUUUACGCGUCUACACAGGCAAAGUGAUUCCUGAUGACAUCUCUUUGCAUUAACGUGAUCAUGAUAUAUCAGAGACAAUGUUUAUAAAUUUGACUUUAAAAUUUGAUUUAAACAGAAAAUGGCCUACUGUACCCACAUAUACUGUAUUUUUGGGGUUUCUGGGAAAAUGUCAGAUUGAAAAACAUUGCAACCAUCCAAAGCAAUAAAAUAUACAAAACAGAAA
Molecule: messenger RNA, 2705 nt
Organism: Carassius carassius (crucian carp)
Lineage: Eukaryota; Metazoa; Chordata; Actinopteri; Cypriniformes; Cyprinidae
Product: Golgi reassembly-stacking protein 1-like
Exons: 9
Coding region: 131-1408 (425 amino acids)
Biological process (GO): Golgi organization
Cellular component (GO): Golgi apparatus
Molecular function (GO): protein binding
Source: RefSeq, a predicted model, not a curated record